Centruroides sculpturatus (bark scorpion) is the source of this 526-nucleotide messenger RNA. RefSeq names its product speedy protein A-like. The transcript has 4 exons. Gene Ontology annotation, biological process: positive regulation of cyclin-dependent protein serine/threonine kinase activity. NCBI's taxonomy places the organism in Eukaryota, Metazoa, Arthropoda, Arachnida, Scorpiones, Buthidae. The record is from RefSeq and is a predicted model, not a curated record. Bases 64 to 417 code for a protein of 117 amino acids. Gene Ontology annotation, molecular function: protein kinase binding.
AAUUUAUUUGUAAUUUUAGAAAAUCCAUUAAUUAAGAAAUUUCUGGCUUUUGAUAAAUGUAGGAUGUUGUGUGAUAAGUAUUUAAUAGCAAUGGUUUUUAUAUAUUUUAAACGGGCAAUGUUAGAUGUCGAAGAAUAUUCCGAAAAAAAUUUUUUUGCCGCUUUAUAUUUAGCGCAUGAUAUGGAAGAAGAUAAUGAAUAUCUAAAAUUAAAAAUAUUAGCUUGGCUCUUAAGUCAAAAUACAAUACAAACAUUAUCAGAGUUUUUUAAGAGACGAGAUAAUUUAUGGAAAUUAAUGAAGUAUAGAUGUCUAGUUAGCAGGAAGAGUUGUGAAGAAAUUAUGAAAAUAUUUCCAAUUCACAGUAUUUGGGAACGUCAAAGAUGUGAAAGUCACGCUGGUGCGUUUAGACAAUAUUGAAGACAUUUAGAGGAUAUUUCGAAAUCUUUAAAUUAGUAAAAUACAGUACAAAUAAACCUUAAAAUAAUUUUUGCCCAUAAAAUAAAUAUAAAAAUAUUUUAAAAAUUGU